UCGUGUGAGGUGUGUGGAGACAAGAGUUAUGGCAAACACUACGGGGUCUUCUGUUGUGACGGUUGCUCGUGCUUCUUUAAGAGAAGCAUUCGGAAAAACAUCUCCUACUCAUGUAUAGGUCAGUACCAUCACCAUCAUAAUUAAUUGUAUAUAGGUCAGUACCAUCACCAUCAUAAUUAAUUGUAUAUAGGUCAGUACCAUCACCAUCAUAAUUAGUUGUAUAGGUCAGUACCAUCACCAUCAUAAUUAAUUGUUUUGGUCAGUACCAUCACCAUCAUAAUUAAUUGUUUGGGUCAGUACCAUCACCAUCAUAAUUAAUUGUGUAGGUCAGUACCAUCACCAUCAUAAUUAUUUGUAAAGGUCAGUACCAUCACCAUCAUAAUUAAUUGCAUGGGUCAGUGCAUUGGUGUAGGAAUGUCGGUGUGGAAAGGUGGUUCCGCCCCUAGCAGCAAUUCAUUCUUAAGAGAGUGGAGGCACUAAUCCAGAGUUUCUCAAACUGUGCGCCGCAGCUUUCUCCCGGGGGCACAGCGAACUGGGAAACGCCCCAUUUAAAAUUUCGUCUUUCACUAUGCAAAUCUUAGGACUUGACUUGAGGGGGUUGCAGCAAGGGCGCCGUGACUAGACAUAUUUUGGGAACCUCUGAUUUAGGUCAUUGAUAAACACAUUUUUCGUAGUCUGGUGGUGUAGCGAGAUGCAGAGGAUCAUCUAUUCUAACACAGUGCUUUUUGACUUGAAGAAACCCUGGUUCCAGUUUUCAACAUUUAAAAGAAAUUUAAAAAAAAAAAAAAAAUAAGUACAAUUUUGGGUGUAUUUACUUGGAUGCUCAGUUGAUAUUGCGUUAAAUUCUAAUUCUGUACAUUAACAGACAAAGAAUCCAUUAACCUUUUUAAUGGGAAUAAACUCAAAUUCAUUAAACUUUAUUUAAUUUUGAAAUUAAACAAAAAAUUCGUUGUUUAUUUUCAACGGCGAUUUCGUUUUAUUGUUUGUUGAUAAAUUGGAAACUUGAUAUUCUUAAAAUUGAUUCAAGUUGUUGUUAUUAUUUAGUGAUGCUACAUCAAUAACUCCGUACAAAACAAGAGGUAUAGCAUUUGUGCAAAGACCCACCCAGAAUAGCAACAAGGUUCAGCAUUUGUACAAAGCCCCAUCCAUAAUCAUAACAAUACAAAAAAUGGCAGACUGCGCUGGACAGGGCGUGCUGUAGAGCAGCAAACGUGAAACACCACAGGCAGAAACCUAGGGGCAGGCGGCUCAACGGUCGACCAAGGCUGAGAUGGAUCGACGAUGUAGAGAAGGACUUAUAUCAGUUAGGGUGUUCGCGAAUGGAGACGGAAAGUCAUGGAUCGAUCCGAAUGGAAGGAUGGGGUGGAGAAGGCCAGGCGCCUACAUGGGCUGUAGUACCACUGAUGAUGAUGACAUCAAAAGCCCCAAUGUCAGUGUGUAACCAUUAUCAUUAGUAUCACCGAUGACAUCAUUACCACUGAUGACAUCAUUAUCCCGGAUAAAAUCACUAAAACCUAUCACAUCAUUAUCAUUAUCCUCGAUGCCAUCAUUAUCAGCGAUCACAUCAUUAUCACCGAUGACAUCAUUAUCAGCGAUCCCAUCAUUAUCAGCCAUCACAUCAUUAUCAGCCAUCACAUCAUUAUCCUAGAUGAAAUCUUUAUCAGCCAUCACAUCAUUAUCACCGAUGACAUCAUUAUCAGUGAUGACAUCAUUAUCAGCGACCACAUCAUUAUCCUCGAUGACAUCAUUAUCAGCCAUCACAUCAUUAUCAGAAAUCACAUCAUUAUCACCGAUGACAUCAUUAUCAGCCAUUACAUCAUUAUCAGAAAUCACAUCAUUAUCACCGAUGACAUCAUUACCAGCCAUCACAUCAUUAUCAGCCAUCACAUCAUUAUUAGCGAUCACAUCAUUAUCAGCCAUCACAUCAUUACCAGCCAUCACAUCAUUAUCUCCGGUGGUCUCAGUUUUUACAAGACAUCAAUUGGGAUUUAGAAGCCAAAGUUCUACUCAAAUUGACCAAUCAAUGACUUUGUCUAAGAGAGGGUAUAAAAGAAGGGAGACACUAGUCCACUGUAGUCGUUCUAAAAUAGUAUUAUUAUCAAUUAAAUAUCUUUCAUAAUUUUCCAAAUCUCUUUUCGAUAAAUUCUUACAUAUAAUAAUUUGAUAUCAAUAAUGAACCAGUGAAUUAAUCCAGUUACAUUUUAGAUUUUUUUUUUGUUGGCGAACCCCUCUAUCGAUGGAUCGCCAAGAGUUUGAGAACCAUUGGUGUAGUCAUUAUAUUAACAAAGUCUAUCAAAUUUAUCCAUGUAUUCAAAAGUAUUAUCCAGGGAAGAAGCAUAUCUUCCUGUUUAUUCUGCAGGUAAUCCAUAUAUUCUAAUGUAAUGUCCAGGUAAGGCACAUAUUUUAAUGUAUUCUCCAGGUAAAGUCCCAUAUUCCAAUGUAUUCUCCAGGUAAGGGCAGCUGUCUGAUUGACAAGGCCAGAAGGAACUGGUGCCCACAUUGCCGUCUUGAGAAAUGUUUCGCUGUCAACAUGAACAGAAACGGUAAGACCCGUACGUAACUCCUUGCACAUCGGUAGCUGCAGUAGUCGAUAAACUAUCCGAUUGUUUCUUGCUUCGGUCAUACGACAACGUUACAUAAUGCAACCGAUGAACUCUAAUCUUUGUGUUGGAAUCUACGUUAGUGACCGGCUACAUCUAAAGAGGUCACAUUGCAAAUUAUCACAAGUGCAUUGUUGGGAAUGCACCCAACUUAGCUGACAAUCUACAUUGUUUCAUUGAUUCUUUAAGUUAGAACAUACUCCCGAGAUUGUUAAUUCUUAUACUCUAUCUGCUUAUUAAACAAAAAUUUUGUGGCUGUUAACACAGAUAGCCAAAGAGGAUUUGGUGGGUGUGGGGGGGGGCGAGGCGUGGGAAGCCUUUUAAAGAAAAAGAGUUCUAACGUAAUUGAGAGCUGCAAGGAAGGUCUAAAUAUUUCAUCGGCCUCUGUGUUUAACUUGAAACGUGAUCCGAUCACGGCCAAAUCAAGCAUUCUGUAAUCUGAAGCCCUGCAACGUGUGGCUUGCGCAAGGAUUGGAUUAGGGCCAGCGGGAGAUGCUUGAUUUGGCAUGGCGAGGGCAGUUGUGACAGUAUCACACGUCAAGCAAGAGUCAUCUUCCCCAGUUCCGUCUCAGUCCCCGCUGUGUUACGACACCUUGACCGCAAAUUGUGCCGCCAUUUCGCGAGCAGUUAAUUCUGUUACUUAAUAUUUAAUUCCUUUCGGGGGACAACUUUCCAAAGCCCAACUCUGCAUCUUUUCACCAUUAGAUUAUUCCAUUUUUUUCCCCCUUUUAAAAAAAAAAAAAUCAAUUUUCAUUUGAGAACGAUUCAUAUCACAACCCCUGCCACACAUAAUACCUGACUCCUGAUUUCAUCACAAAAGUGACAGUAUGUGACCGUAAAUGACAGCAUGUGGCACAAUUUGGACACGAUUAAUUUUGCAUUUCCCACAAUUCAUAAAAUCUCACUUCCAGCUCUAACUUACGCUGAAAGAUCUACUCGAAGUUUAGGUCAUAGACUCUGACGUCGAAUGCACAUCUGUUUAUAAGCACUUCUGAGGUCAACCAUAGACAAUGCAUUUGUUCCGCUGGUAAGGUGACGCUCGGGCUCGGGUGAAGGACUUGAACGACUGCUGUUAUCCAUUCCUGACUGUCACCGGAUUUAGUCUUGUAAUUGUCAAACAAAAACACACCAAAAAGGUCUCUUUUCUUCAGUCUAAUUUUAGGUAAGUGAGAGGACAUCGCUGCAGUAGUAAGAGAUUCAAUGAGUCCAUCAAACUUUACAUUCGCCUGAACGAUCUGUCAAUGUUUCAAAUUGAUGGCUCAUAAAAUAAAAAUAAAAAGACUUUUAAUGGUGAUCUACUUUAUUGCGUUAAUUUGCUGGACCACCUCUGCUUGAGGUCCAUUACAUAGUAUUGUACCAUCUCUGCUUGGGUUCUAUACAUAUUAUAUGGACGUCUCCUCAUUGUUGACAUUUCUCCUACGACAUAUGAUGUACACAUUAUGUCAUAGAAACUUCACAUAGGGAAAUAGUUUGACUUGGAUCAAUCCCAGUUUAGUUUCACUUCAAAAGUUGUGUGCUUCUGGGUGUAUGUCCUGAUGUGAGGGUGUCUCCUUAGUGUCUGUAAUAAUGUAAGAGUGUCUCGUAAGUGUCUGUAAUAAUGUUAGAGUGUCUCGUAAGUGUCCAUUCUGAUGUGGAAAUUCGGGUAUCUCGGGAUGGCUCAAUUUUUAAACAAUUGCAAAAUUGACGAGUUUUACCAUCAAACACUUUUAUUUACAAUGAUGUUCCUAUGCUACAAUAGGAGGUAGAUAAAAGGAAGGGGGUGGGGUUAAACAUCACAUCUUUCGAUUGCUUAAUUUAUCCAUCACCCCCUUGUUUGCUCUAUUCAGCCCUUGUUUGCUCUAUUCACCCCCUUGUUUGCUCUAUUCACCCCCUUGUUUGUUCUAUUCACCCCCUUGUUUGUUCUAUUCACCCCCGUGUUUGCUCUAUUCACCCCCUUGUUUGUUCUAUUCAUCCCCUUGUUUGUUCUAUUCACCCCCUUGUUUGCUCUAUUCAAUUGUUUGUUCUAUUCACUCCCUUUUUUGUUCUAUUCACCCCCUUGUUUGCUCUAGUCACCCCCUUGUUUGUUCUAUUCAGCCCCUUGUUUGUUCUCUUCACCCCCUUGUUUGCUCUAUUCAGCCCUUGUUUGCUCUAUUCACCCCCUUGUUUGCUCCAUUCACCCCCGUGUUUGCUCUAUUCACCCCCUUGUUUGUUCUAUUCACCCCCUUGUUUGCUCUAUUCACCCCCGUGUUUGCUCUAUUCACCCCCUUGUUUGUUCUAUUCACCCCCUUGUUUGCUAUAUUCACCCCCUUGUUUGCUCUUUUCACCCCCUUGUUUGUUCUAUUCACCCUUUGUUUGCUAUAUUCACCUCCUUGUUUGUUCUAUUCAGCCCCUUGUGUAUUCUAUUCACCACCUUGUUUGCUCUAUUCACCCCCUUGUUUGCUCUUUGCACCCCUUGUUUGCUCUAUUCAUCCCUUGUUUGUUCUAUUCAGCCCCUUGUUUAUUCUAUUCACCACAUUGUUUGCUCGAUUCACCCCCUUGUUUGCUCUUUUCACCCCCUGACAGCUGUACAAGAGGAGCGAGGACCACGUAAGAAUAAAGGGACCAAGAAGAACUCAGCGGCGAGACGAAACCUCCACAUGGAGGCACCCCCUGCCACCACCUCGACAGUCGUCUCACCCUUUCCGCCCCUGGACAUCAGGCCGUAUCUCGGACACCCCAUGACAUCGCCCCUGACAUGGGGGUCCUAUUUAAGUGCCUUUAGACCGGUGCCGCCCAGACCGCACGGCUUGUUGCCAUGGCAACCUGCGGCGACCUUCCCCGGUAUCCUCCUCGGUGACCUUACCAGUGACGUCAUCAAACUUCCUGUCACGACCACCGAGAUAACACGUAAGUAACGGAUGAGCUUGUAGAAAUAUCUGACUUAUAGAAAUAUGACUGAUAGAAAUAUGACUUAUCAAAAAUGGCUUUAUAGCAAUAUGACUUAAAGAAAUAUGAAUUAUAGAAAUUUGACUUAUAAUAAAUAUGACUUAUAGAAAUAUGACGUAUAAUAAAUAUGACUUAUAGAAAUAUGACUUAUAGAUAGAAAUAUCCCUUUAUAGUAAUAUCACUAUAUUGAAAUAUGACUAUAAAAAUAUGUCUAUAUAGAAAUAUGAAUUAUAGAAUUUAUAAUAAAUAUGACUUCAUGGCAAUAGGACUUAUAGAAAAAUGACUUAUAAUAAAUUUGAUUUAUAGAAACAGGACUUAAAGAUAUCUGACAUAUAAUAAUGAGACUUUAUUAUGAUAAUAUGAUCUAUCAAAAUAUGAACUAUAAUAAAUAUGACUUAAAGAAAUAUGACUUAUUGAAAUAUGACCUAUAAUAAAUAUGAUUUAAAGAAUUAUGAUUUAUAGAUAGAAAUAACACUUUACAGAAAUAUGACUAUAUUGAAAUAUGACUAAAAAUAUUAAUAUAUAGAAAUAUGACUUACAGAAAUAUGAAUUAUAUAAAUAUGACUUUGCACAUUUCAUUAUUCAAAGAGUGAGAGUGUGUGCAAGGGGCGCACUUUUUAUAGUCCCCCCCCCCCCGGCCGGGUAUUAUUUAUUCAAGGUACGCUACUGGUCCUAUAGAAGUUGUCCAAUUAAAGAUGUAGCUCUGUGCUUCCAACCCCUAGCAUUAGUGCGAGAGUCAACAAGUCCACCAAGCUGACCAGUCGAUUGAACGACCAGUCGAUUGAACGACCAGUUAAGUCACAUUUGAAUAUCGGACAUGAGCAGUUUGACUGGAGUGGUCAUUCCUACAGUUGGCCUUGAGGUCGAUGUAAGCCGGUGACAUUUGGACUCGCGGUGGAAUCAAUGACAUUUUAGUGAAGACACUUGCAGCUUCUUUAGCUGAGAGUUUUACUUCAUCACGUGACCAGGGCGCAUUACUUCUCAUUAAAAACCCAAGCAUGGAAAUGGGUCAUAUUUCAAGAGACAACAUCAGAAAUGUCUGUGGCAACAUCAGAAAUGUCUGUGACAACAUCAGAAAUGUCUGUGACACCAUCAGAAAUGUCGGUGACAACAUCAGCAAUGUCUGUGACAACAUCAGAAAUGUCUGUGACAACAUCAGCAAUGUCUGUGACAACAUCAGAAAUGUCUGUGACAACAUCAGAAAUGUCUGUGACAACAUCAGAAAUGUCUGUGACAACAUCAGAAAUGUCUGUGACAACAUCAGAAAUGUCUGUGACAAAAUCAGAAAUGUCUGUGACAACAUCAGCAAUGUCUGUGACACCAUCAGAAAUGUCUGUGACAACAUCAGCAAUGUCUGUGACAACAUCAGAAAUGUCUGUGACAACAUCAGCAAUGUCUGUGACAACAUCAGAAAUGUCUUAGACAACAUCAGAAAUGUCUGUGAAACAUCAUACAUAUAUGUGACAACACUAGGAAUGUAUCCAGAAACGUAUGUGGCAGCUUCUGAAAUUUAUGUGACAGCAUCAGAAACUUAGAUGACAAUCUUAUGCACAGCGAUAGAAGUAUAAAAGACAGCAGAUUUGACUGGCAGAAAUUAAAUUUUCCAGCAUGAGUAAACACGGGAAAUCCUAAGGCUGUGUUACUGCAUAAGACAUAAGAUAUCCUUAAGUCUACGGCUGUAAAACGAUAUCUAAGUUUAUGUUACUACAUAAGGACAUGCCAGGUGGACACGGCAUGUUGCGAGAAUGCCAGAUAGCAGACUUCCUAAACAAUUAAUGUUCGGUGAAAUUUUAGAUGGUGGGCAGAAGAGAAAAAAACGUGUCAGAGAUUUCCAAAAGCUUCACUCAAACCCCUGGACACCUCCCUAAGUUUAUGGGAAACACUUUCUAUGGAUCUUACAAGCUGGAGAGGUAGUCUCCCUGUUGUAUCAUUCAAGCUGGAGAGGUAGUCUCCCUGUUGUAUCAUUCAAGCUGGAGAGGUAGUCUCCCUGUUGUAUCAUUCAAGCUGGAGAGGUAGUCUCCCUGUUGUAUCAUUCAAGCUGGAGAGGUAGUCUCUCUGUUGUAUCAUUCAAGGUGGAGAGGUAGUCUCCCUGUUGUAUCAUUCAAGCUGGAGAGGUAGUGUCCCCGUUGUAUCAUUCAAGGUGGAGAGGUAGUGUCCCUGUUGUAUCAUUCAAGCUGGAGAGGUAGUCUCCCUGUUGUAUCAUUCAAGCUGGAGAGGUAGUCUCCCCGUUGUAUCAUUCAAGCUGGAGAGGUAGUCUCCCCGUUGUAUCAUUCAAGCUGGAGAGGUAGUCUCCCCGUUGUAUCAUUCAAGCUGGAGAGACUGGCUCACUCAGAGGGUAAACGCCUCCAAAAAUAAAGCGCACUGCAAGGAAAAGCAGACUCAACUCCAAUUCAUGGUAUCUAUAACCCGAGAUCCUUCGCGCGGGAAAUUUUCCAGGCACACACACACACACACAAAAACAACAACAAAAAAACAACAACAAACAAACCAACAAACCCAACUGGCAAGUGGCCAGGCACCUGCGAUAUCACCGUCGAAAAUAGCACUGGUCAUCUUAGCGUGUGGAGGACGACCAAACAACAACUACUACUGCACAAGAUCUCCUGAGUCCAAAUAGUGCAUUAGAUCUUUCAAAUUGGUUGAGCUAAAUGUUUAUCCCCCCCCCACGCCCCUUGUUAGUUACGCCACUGAUAAGCCACCUUGAUAACUUCCACUUCUAGAUCGCGUGCUGUAGAUUUAACUGUGUUGACAUCUUGUCGUGCAGGCAGCAACCCCGCUUAUGUACAUUCACUUGACCCCUGUCAAUCUAAUCCUCACAGAUGUGUCUGACCCGGGCGACCCAGAUCAGUUCUUCAAGUCUAUCGUCCAACAAGUUCUAUUCGCAUCCCUCCGCCGAGCGCAGUACAACCAUCUCUUCCGGCUCCUCCAUCCGCAUGAUCAAUUAGUUCUCUUGGAGCUGAGGUGGGCGGAGCUCUUCGUCCUGGCGGCUGCUUAUUGGCCGGUGGACGUCUCCAAGGUGAUC
Molecule: messenger RNA, 8526 nt
Organism: Lymnaea stagnalis (great pond snail)
Lineage: Eukaryota; Metazoa; Mollusca; Gastropoda; Lymnaeidae
Source: the annotation of a GenBank genome assembly